GAUAACGUUGUCAGACUCUUGUUCCACCAGACUAACGCGGAAGUUGUAAUGUGUAACCCUCUUGGAUUUGUUCUUGGAAAAAACGACCCAGCUUGUACAAGAAGGGGGGGUUGAACAUUUGGGAAACAUUUUUUUCUUGGACUGCUGACGCGUCCACCGGCUCUGCUGUGCUGGAGGACCGUGGCAGCUUCCACCAUGUUACUUCACUUUCUAGUUUUAGGGGCCUUGGUUUUCCAGGCUGAAUGUUACUUUUCGGAGGAAAUGUAUCCGGAGGAGUCGAAGAUGCAGCUUCCUACGGUGGUUUUCGCUAUCAUAGCCCGAAACAGUGCUCACUCCCUGCCCUACUACCUCGGAGCUCUGGAGAGACUCAACUACCCCAAAGAUCGCAUCUCUGUGUGGGCAGCCACGGAUCACAAUGCAGAUAACACCACAGCCAUACUGAAAGAGUGGCUUACUGUUAUGCAGAAAUUCUACCAUUAUGUUGAGUGGAGACCAAUGGACCAGCCAACGUCCUAUGCAGGAGAGUUGGGUCCUAAGCAUUGGCCCAACACCAGAUAUGAGUAUGUGAUGAAGCUGAAGCAGGCAGCACUCAACUUCGCCAGGAAACGCUGGGCCGAUUACAUCCUGUACGCUGACACAGACAAUAUCCUCACCAACCCAGAAACCCUCAACCUGAUGAUAGCAGAGAACAAGUCAGCUAUCGCUCCCAUGCUCGACUCUCAGGGAGCAUACUCCAACUACUGGUGCGGUAUCACUCCACAGGGAUAUUAUCGCCGAACAGCAGAGUAUUUCCCCACGCGUCACCGUCACAGACUGGGCUGCUUCGCUGUGCCAAUGAUCCACUCCACCAUGCUGCUGGAUUUAAGGAAGGAAGGCAUGAAGAAACUGGCCUUCUUCCCUCCUCACAAGGACUACUCGUGGCCCUAUGACGACAUCAUCGUGUUUGCCUUUUCCUGCCGAGCUGCAGAGGUACAGAUGUACCUGUGUAACAAGGAGCGCUACGGCUACCUGAACGUCCCAGCCAAACCUCACCACACCUUGGAAGAUGAUCGCCUCAACUUCGUCCAUGUCCAGCUUGAGUCCAUAAUCGAUGGUCCUCCUAUGCACCCCUCACGAUACGUCCAUGUGUUCCCCAAACAGAGAGAUCUAAUGGGCUUUGAUGAGAUAUAUCUGAUUAAUCUGCGACGACGUCCUGACCGUAGAGACCGGAUGUUGUUCUCUCUGAAUGAGCUGGAGAUUGACGUCAAGGUGGUGGACGCUGUGGAUGGAAAUGCACUGAACAGCAGUGACAUUAAACUCCUGGGUGUGGACCUGUUGCCAGGCUACUAUGACCCGUUCUCUGGACGCACCCUGACCAAAGGAGAGGUGGGCUGCUUCCUCAGCCACUACUUUAUCUGGAAGGAGAUGGUGGACUUGCAGAUGGACAAGGCGCUGCUGUUUGAAGACGACGUCCGUUUCCAGGCCAACUUCAAACGACGAGUCCUCAGACUGAUGGAGGAGGUGGAGCAGGUGGAGCUCGACUGGGACAUCAUAUACUUUGGCAGGAAGCAGGUGAAUCCUGUAAAGGAGGAGGCGGUGGAGAACGUUCACAACUUGGUAAUGGCCGACUACUCGUACUGGACUCUGUCCUACGCCAUCUCCCUGCAGGGUGCCCAAAAACUGCUCAACGCUGAGCCACUGUCCAAGAUGCUUCCUGUCGAUGAAUUCCUCCCCAUCAUGUAUGACAAACAUCCCAAUGAAGACUACAAGUCCCAUUUCCCCAACAGAAACUUACAAGCCUACAGUACACGCCCCCUUUUGGUCCAGCCCUGUCACUACGCCGGUGAUCCCCAGUGGGUGAGCGACACGGAGACGUCGACUCUGUGGGACGAUGACGCUGUGCGCACCGAUUGGAGGGGUUCCCACAAGACCCUGAAAGGGGCUGCACCGGCACGCAACAUGCUGUCAGCCUCCUACAGGGAUGAACUUUAGUGCAAAGCAGACGUAGCUGUAGAGAGAGACCUGCAGGUCAAAAGGCCAUGAGGUCAGAGAAACAGAUGCUGAGAAGUGAAUGUUUCCCAGACUUUAUUUCAUUCCACUCUGUGUCCACACUGACAUGCACAGUGUCAUUCAAACAGGACUUUUUUCAAAGCAUGUCAGCAAGUGUAUGGCACAAGAUAACUUUUUCCAGAGGGAAACAAUAUAGCGGACAGUGUUAAUUUUUUGUUUGUAAAGACAUGUAAAACAAUUGGUGUUUUUUAGACUUUUAUUUUACAUUUAUUCAGACAUUUUUUAUUAUGAGUUUAUACUGUUUGUAUGUCAACAGCAUUUUUGUUUGAAUGUAUGCUUGUGAUGGUUGGCGUGCUUUUGAUGAUUGCAUGUUUAUAAUGCUAAUUACACAGCUUUUAAAAGACGGCUUUACAAGAACUUUUAUCCGUUAAUCUGUUGAGCACUGACUGAGGCUCCAGUAGCUGCACUGUUCACAACUCCUUACAAGUCUGGACAAAAGUCUGCUGUUAUUACUAUUAUUUCUCUCCCCCCCCCCCCCUUGUUGUUAUAUCUGUCUAUCCAUUUCUCCAUUUGUGCAUGUCUUCCAUCGGUACUGUUAUACAGAGAUACAUUUGUAUUUAACACAAAGCUACACUGACCCUAAUUAAUGUUUCCAUUGGUUUCAUUGCCGGUUUUAAAGCUGAUGUACCUCAUGGUUUCUAGGGACAGUAUAAGACUGUUUCAGUGGUGCCAGAUUAUAUUCAGGAAAUAUUCUGUUAGUGAAACUAACACAUUGAAUGUCGAAUUUAAACAAUUUUAGCUUCUUCUUUUUAAAUAUUAAGUUAUUGAUAGAUAAACUGAAAUAGCAUUGACUCAUUAGACUACCUUUUCCUCUAUGGCUGUGUUUUAAUACUUUUUACAUUUCACAUUUUGCUACAAAAAUUGGAUUUCAAGGUCAGAGUUUGUAUAACAUUUAUUUAGCACUCCUAAUUCUACCACCACCAGAACAUCUUUUCCACUUUGACUUUUUAAUUGUAUGUUUUUGGAAGUAUUUAACAGUAUUUGUAUAGACUUAUAAAUAAUAUAUGUAUUGUUCUUAAAGUUAUAGUGUACUUUCUGUUUCCCCCAUGAGGAAUUCUAAGUAAUGACAAAAAAACACUGUUGGCACAUCCACAUGAUGCAAGCCUUCGGUGAUCGCACACCACCCCCACCCCUCCUCCACGCAGUUGCUAGUAGCACAACAAUAUUAGGUUGAGUAAAUGAAAUAGCAAUAAUUCCUACUCCUAAUAUGUUACAAAACCCAUUACUAACCUGUUCAAGAGCAGUAAGGCAACAUCCGUGUCUGACCUCGGCCCCUUUUCAGCGCUCUCCAAACAGGAAAAGCCACACCAAUGAUUAUCCGUGUUUGUCUUCGCCGUCGGUCACUUUCUUUUCGGGGAUUUUAGUCCUGCUGAACGUGUAGGUCUUUUCUCAGCAGUACAAUCAUUGAAUGAAACAUUACGUGGGUGCUUCUUCAGGUGUAUGUGGUUUCAGGCUAUUCAAAGUGACAGUAUACAAUUGUAUAUUCUCAGCACUAUAAUACUGUCAUGGACACAUUUCAUAUAUGGUGACUACUUGUGUCAAAAUCCUUUACAAUAAACAAGUCAUUUUGGGAAAUAUUUGCAUAAAAUCAAUGCAGCAUGUUGAGAUGUUGGCAGUGUAGUCUAACUUUGGUUCACCUGAUUUUUCAGCAUUCAUCCAGUUACUUUUUGGAAGGGAACCAGCUACUUUCCUGUGCUACAUCUUGUGUUAAAAGAUGAGUCCAGAUGCGUAGCAGAAGUCUGUAAAAGCCAUAUUAAAACACAGCCUUUAAUAGCCUUUCUGUAGCAUCAUUGGGAUCCUUAAUGUUUUGACAAUUUGUCAACAAAUGGUUGCAAUGCAAGUAACUGAUGUUGUAAUUCUGAUGUCCCUCAUGGAUUUAAAUUACGAUGAAUAAGUUACUCUAAACUUAUAUUACAUUCGUCGGUCUUCAUAAGCAUUUAUGAUGAUCUGAUUACAUGUAUUUGUUUUCUGUCUGUGAUUAGGAGUGUUGCUUUUCCUUCGUAUGUCCUAAUAUAUUUGUCGAGUCUUCCUUGAUGUGGUUGAUGGUUGAGUUACAAGACAUGAUGUAAAGCAAGCAAUCAAAGUGCAAUGGCUUUUUUGCCAAAAGCCUCUCUCUCUCUCUCUCUGAGCAAUACAUUUGUAUUCAGAUGUUAUAAAACAUGAUGUUAGGACAACUGUGUAGAAACUUCAAACGUUAAUGAAAAAUUUGUUUUUACACUUUC
Sander lucioperca (pikeperch) is the source of this 4271-nucleotide messenger RNA. RefSeq names its product cerebral endothelial cell adhesion molecule (gene cercam). The record is from RefSeq and is a predicted model, not a curated record. Bases 196 to 1971 code for a protein of 591 amino acids. Lineage: Eukaryota; Metazoa; Chordata; Actinopteri; Perciformes; Percidae. The transcript has 12 exons.